AUGAAGAUCCUCCUCAUCUUCACCUUCUUCCUGAUCUCAGAAAUGGUUGUUGGCUUUGAUGUGAUUGGCUUCACAAAAGGUAGGAUCAUCAUCUACUGCAAUAAACUGCAAGAGGAAUCUAAAAGAGGAAAUGAUAAAUAUUUCUGUAAGGAAUCGACAAAGCAGUGCCUGUGUCUGAAACCUGAUCUCCCAAGGAAUUCAUGGAUUUUCAAAGGAAAAUUUGGUAUAUUUGAGACUUCUAAAGACGUUAGAGUUUCCUACAAAGAUCUGAGGUUAGAAGAUGAUGGAUUAUAUCAGUGUGGAGAGACUGGAGUGUGGAAUCAAACCGUGAACUUAAUUGUGAAGAAAGAUCCAUGUUGUUUGGAGUCAAAGACUGUGAUUGGUUAUCUGGGAGAGACCGUCACUAUUAACUGUUCCUAUCCAGAGGAGUUUCAGAAAAACAUCAAGUACUUCUAUAAACUGGACGGUGGAAAUGUUCAUUUAUUGAUAAAUUCCUCAGCAUCCCAGAACGACAGAUUCUCCAUCUCUGAUAACAGAAGAUCUAAUGUUAUCAGUGUGAGAAUCAGUGAUGUGAGAGAAGAUGAUGGAGGAGUUUAUUACUGUGGAGCCGGAAAAAGCUCUCCAAUUAUUUAUUUCUCGCUCUACACUGAGAUUCAACUGCAGCUUUCUGCUCCAGAUUUGUCUACCAUCAUCAUCAUCAUCUCUGUGAGUAUCUGUGUGGUUCUGCUGCUGAUUGGAGGAUUAACACUGAUCUUCUACAAGCUGAGAUGCUGCAGGACUGGAGACUCCGCCCACAUCAGCCAAAUAUCUGGAACUAAUAAUACAAAUGAUGAUGAUGAUGAUGAUGAUGAUUACGAAAAUAAUUCACUUGGGACGCAGGACAACAUCAGCAUGAGCCUGGUCUCCCCGAAUCUAGACUCCACCUCCAACCAAUUCGAUUUAGUCUAUCAAAACCUGGACUCCAUUGCCAACGAAUCGGAUUCAAUCUAUGAGAGUCCUGACCCCAACACCAGCCAAUCAGAUUCAGUAUAUUAUGUUUGA
Molecule: messenger RNA, 1041 nt
Organism: Astyanax mexicanus (Mexican tetra)
Lineage: Eukaryota; Metazoa; Chordata; Actinopteri; Characiformes; Acestrorhamphidae
Exons: 7
Coding region: 1-1041 (346 amino acids)
Source: RefSeq, a predicted model, not a curated record